Messenger RNA from Solanum dulcamara, 543 nucleotides. RefSeq names its product probable WRKY transcription factor 27. The transcript has 2 exons. Gene Ontology annotation, cellular component: nucleus. The record is from RefSeq and is a predicted model, not a curated record. Gene Ontology annotation, molecular function: DNA-binding transcription factor activity; transcription cis-regulatory region binding. Lineage: Eukaryota; Viridiplantae; Streptophyta; Magnoliopsida; Solanales; Solanaceae. The coding region runs from base 1 to 543 and encodes 180 amino acids. Gene Ontology annotation, biological process: regulation of DNA-templated transcription.
AUGGGAGAGGAACUCACAAAUGAUUCAUGGACGUGGAACAAGAAUGGUGAGAAGCGAAUCAAAAGUUCUCAAUUUUUGAGGGACUACUAUAAGUGUGCUACAUUAAAAGACUGCAAAGCAAAGAAACAAAUUGAGAAAAGCCCAAGGGGUGAAAACCUUUUCUUAGUGACCUAUUAUGGUGAACACAAUCAUCCUCCACCCAUUAACCGUAGGUCUCACGCUGGUUGGAAUGGAAGUGCGAAACACAAUCUUCCGAAAGGCAUAAAUAUUGUGCCCAAAGCAUUAAGUUUGAAUUCAUCAACGUCGUCGUCGUUCAAACGCUCUAAACGUUCCAAGGUUGUUGCUUCUCCAAUCGGCCCAACUAUGCCUAUGAUUGAAAUUGAGAGCGCAUCCCCAAACAAAGACAAAAUGGUGGUUAUGGCGACGGAGAACAAAGGUGAUGACAGAGAGGAGAAAAACGUUGUUUUGAUUCCUGACAAAUUCGUGAGUGAAGAUAUUCUCGUGGGCUUUGAAGAACUCAAUGGAGUUACUACUUCCACCUAA